AUGGCCGUGAUCCCGGGCAUGCACAUGCCCCGUGUCACUCUUUGUCUUGUUGCGGAGCCUCAACGCGACGCGGUGUCGCAAAGCAUUACAGCAGACGUCGUCCCGCGACCUUCUCGGACGUCGUUGAAGAGAUCCACCUCAGCCCUACGAGGCACCAUGCAGGUCCUGCCCCCCCUCUCCUCGUCCUCGGAUACCCGGGGGGAGGGGGAGGGGGGUGGUAGGUGGUUGCAUGAUCCGAUAAGCGAGACGCCGUGCGCACGGGAGGCUGCUUCACGUCUCUUCUUACCCCCUGGGUGGUGUGCGCAGGGGAGGGCCGCAGGACGGCCGGCCGAGUCGGGGACCACCGAGGUUCCUGGGCGGGAAAAGGGGAGGAGGGCGAACGGGAAUCGGGGAGCUCAGGGGCGUCAGGGUAAGGGGGGGGGAAGUGUGAGUAUAAAACCAAGGUACGUACGUACGUACGAGGACGGCAUAUAG
Messenger RNA from Purpureocillium lilacinum, 474 nucleotides. The record is from RefSeq and is a predicted model, not a curated record. NCBI's taxonomy places the organism in Eukaryota, Fungi, Ascomycota, Sordariomycetes, Hypocreales, Ophiocordycipitaceae.